AGGACAGGGGAGUCCACGCCGCAGGCGCCGCUGCGCUCGAAAUCCCCAAUCCCACCCCCAGCGCCGCCAUCCCACCCAAUUCCCCAGGCGAUCGGAUCAGAUCAGAUCAGAUCCCACAUCAGGGAGGGGAUCCAAUCCACCACGCACGCACGUCGGAUCAGAUCCCCCCCCCACCCACCCACCUCUCCGAUCCCCAUCCCCAUGGCGAUCGUGUACGCGCUGGUGGCGCGCGGCACCGUCGUGCUGGCUGAGUUCGCCGCCGUCUCGGGCAACGCCGGCGCCGUCGCCCGCCGCAUCCUCGAGAAGCUGCCGCCCGACGCCGAGUCCCGCCUCUGCUUCGCGCAGGACCGCUACAUCUUCCACGUCCUCCGCGCCGACGCCGGCAUCACCUUCCUCUGCAUGGCCAACGACACCUUCGGAAGGAGGAUCCCCUUUCUCUACCUGGAGGAUAUCCAGAUGAGAUUCAUGAAGAACUAUGGCAGAGUCGCGCACUCCGCGCUGGCCUACGCCAUGAACGAUGAGUUCUCCAGGGUCCUACACCAGCAAAUGGAGUUCUUCUCCAGCAACCCAAGCGCCGAUACGCUCAACCGGCUCCGGGGAGAAGUCAGCGAGAUACACACUGUCAUGGUCGACAACAUAGAGAAAAUUCUAGACAGAGGUGACCGCAUCUCACUCCUCGUCGACAAGACAUCCACCAUGCAAGACAGCGCUUUCCACUUCCGCAAGCAAUCCAAGAGGCUCCGCAGAGCCCUUUGGAUGAAGAAUGCCAAGCUUCUAGCUGUGUUGACGGUUGCCAUAGUAGUGCUACUCUACUUGCUCAUUUCUGCUUUCUGUGGAGGCCUUUCCCUACCAUCAUGCAGAUCAUGAUGAUGGCUGUCCCUCAUUUGGAGCAUACAAUUCCACCGGUGAUGCCCGCCAUGUUGAGCACCUGAGCUUCCGGAGCCAUAACGGAUGCUUCAAGAAGCAGACUUGCAAUAUGGUUUCCAGUUAGAGGGAGUUUGUUUUUUUGCCGGCAUGUGCUUUUUGAAGUGCUUCCUGCACAAACGGGUUGGGAAUGUACAGUAUGUGAAAAGUUGUUUCAAGGAGUGGAGUUGCCCUCUGCUGUGCUCGUCUCUUUCCUGAUGUGGCUGAAUCUGAUGUCCUGGAUUGUGCUUGUGGGUUUGGGGUCUAGCGCUACCUGCUAUCUAUAUAUAUUACAUGUGUACUCUGCAGGGAAUUAAUACAUAUGAAUAUGGAUGGUACCUCGCUGUUAUUGUUUGGUGUUU
Messenger RNA from Panicum hallii, 1265 nucleotides. Its product is annotated as vesicle-associated membrane protein 714. Bases 202 to 867 code for a protein of 221 amino acids. Gene Ontology annotation, biological process: vesicle-mediated transport. Lineage: Eukaryota; Viridiplantae; Streptophyta; Magnoliopsida; Poales; Poaceae. The transcript has 4 exons. Gene Ontology annotation, cellular component: membrane. The record is from RefSeq and is a predicted model, not a curated record.